Molecule: messenger RNA, 1304 nt
Organism: Cuscuta europaea
Lineage: Eukaryota; Viridiplantae; Streptophyta; Magnoliopsida; Solanales; Convolvulaceae
Source: the annotation of a GenBank genome assembly
CUUUCAUUCUCGAUCUACAGUUAUACACUUCUUCUUUUUUGUUUUGCUUUCUGAGGAUUUCGUAUCGCUACAGAAAUGGCAGCAAACUCAAAAGAAACAGAGCUCCCUGUGAAGGCCUUUGGAUGGGCAGCGAGGGACACCUCCGGUUUUCUUUCUCCUUUCAAUUUUUCCAGAAGGGAAACAGGGGAGAGGGAUGUGCAAUUCAAGGUGACAUAUUGUGGAAUUUGCCAUUCAGAUCUUCACCAGCUAAAAAAUGAAUGGGGUUUCAGUUCAUAUCCAAUUGUUCCUGGGCAUGAGAUCGUUGGUGUAGUGACAGAGGUAGGGAGCAAAGUCGAUAAAUUUAAGGUCGGCGACAAAGUGGGAGUGGGGUGUUUUGUCAAUUCCUGUCGCAAGUGCGAAAGCUGUGCGAGUGACUUAGAAAAUUACUGCCCUGGAGGUGUCCCAACCUACAAUGCUACCACGACCACCACAUACGGUGGUUACUCAGACAUUAUGGUCGCAGACGAGCACUUUGUGCUCCGGUGGCCGGAAAAUUUGCCGAUGGAGGCGGCUCCUCUGCUCUGUGCCGGGAUCACAACGUAUAGCCCUUUGAGAUACUUCGGACUGGACAAGCCCGGAAUGCACAUCGGAGUUGUCGGGCUAGGUGGCCUUGGCCAUAUGGCUGUCAAGUACGCUAAGGCUUUUGGAUGCAAAGUUACUGUGAUCAGCACCUCUGCUAGUAAAAGGCAGGAAGCUAUUGAUCGUCUUGGAGCAGACGCAUUCUUGAUCAGCCGCAACCCAGAAGAUAUGCAGGCUGCCGCAAACACAUUAGAUGGCAUUAUAGACACGGUUUCUGCAGUUCACCCACUUGUGCCACUGCUCUCUUUGUUGAAAGUAAAUGGAAAGCAUGUCUUGGUCGGAGCGCCAGAAAAACCACUUGAAUUGCCGGUCUUUCCUUUGCUCAUGGGAAACUGGUUGCGGGAAGUGGCGUGGGUGGAAUGAGAGAGACACAAGAAAUGGUGGACUUUUCUAGCGAGAAUAACAUAACACCAGAUGUGGAGGUUAUUUCCAUAGAUUAUGUGAACACUGCAAUGGAACGCCUCUCCAAUAAUCAAGUGAAAUAUAGAUUUGUACUAGACAUUGCUAACACAAUGAAAUCUGCUUGAAUAUGUUCAUAUUAAGAGGCAUGUCUUGGCCUGAAUGAUUUAUUUACUUUGUAUUUUUCUUAAGUUUCAAUAAUUUUAUGAGACAUCGUUAUGUUUGUUUGUAUUAAUAUACAGAGUACUACAUAUAAUAUAAGCUAUGUUGCUUCUCCUAUUUAUUUU